Messenger RNA from Bacillus rossius redtenbacheri, 1363 nucleotides. RefSeq names its product pro-resilin-like. Gene Ontology annotation, cellular component: extracellular matrix. The record is from RefSeq and is a predicted model, not a curated record. Lineage: Eukaryota; Metazoa; Arthropoda; Insecta; Phasmatodea; Bacillidae. Bases 47 to 847 code for a protein of 266 amino acids. The transcript has 3 exons.
CGCUAGAGCAGCUUCUUCUGGAACCUGCACCGCCGCUACAGCAACCAUGAAGUUGUGCGUCGCUAUCGUGUGCGCCGUGGCUUCCAUUGCCUCGGCCCGACCCGAGCCCCCGGUCAACCAGUACUUGCCGCCUGCGGGCAACUACGCCACUGCCAGGGAGGACUCCUUCGCCCCGCCCCCAACUGCGCUGUCUUCCACCUACGGCGCCCCUGCUAGCGCGUACUCCUCCCCUUCCUCCACCUACGGCGCCCCUGCUAGCGCGUACUCCUCCCCUUCCUCCACCUACGGCGCCCCUGCUAGCGCGUACUCCUCUCCUUCCUCCACCUAUGGCGCCCCUGCUAGCGCGUACUCCUCUCCUUCCUCCACCUACGGUACUCCUGCCGCGGCCUCCAGGUCGACUUCCAGCUUCUCCAGAGGUUCCAGCAAGUCUCUCUCCAGGGCUGGAGGUCUCUCGCGUUCCUAUGGUGCCCCAGCUGUCACCAGAACCAAUGUCAUCUACAGCAAUGCUCUAGCGUCCACGUACGGCGCACCUGCUGCCCAGUAUGCGGUGCCCUUGCCCGUGUAUGGAGUCCCUGGAUAUGCUAGAUACAACCCUGCUGAAGACGAUCUGUCUGAGCCGGCCAACUACCAGUUCUCGUACGGAGUGCAGGACGCCGAGUCGGGCAGCGAGUUCGGCCACCUGGAGAGCAGGCAGGGGGACGCCACCUGGGGCUCGUACAACGUGCUGCUGCCCGACGGCCGCAAGCAGAUCGUGGAGUACGAGGCCGACCAGGCGGGCUUCCGCCCCAUGAUCCGCUACGAGGAGCCCCUGGCCGGCUACGGCCGGGGGGCGGGCGGUCCCUACUAGAGCCCUUGCUGCCGAGCUGCGGGCACGGCGAAUAUCGAGCUAGAUAUACAACUACGAAUUCUUGCCACAUUAACUUUCCUUUCUUUUUCCACAAACAGUAAAUUCAAAUAUUAUCUUUUUAUCGUAAAGAAUUGACAUAAUUAAGUUAUAAAUAUAUAAGAAUCUACAAAUAAUUACUUAUAAUAAGUUUGUAUGUUUUGUUUCUUAGUUUCCUGAUACAUUAUUUAAUAUUUAUUAAUGCACAUGCCACAAAACAAUAAUUUUAAAAAUGUAUAAUUUAUAUAAUUUCAGCACUUUCUUUUGCCACUCUACAUUUAAAAAUAUAUAUUUAUUUAUAUAUCUGAUAUUCAGAUUUAUUCGUGUUUUUUUCUUAUUCAAGUUCUGCGUAGACCGCAUUUUUGUGAUUUGUAAAUGGUUGUGUAAUUUAUAUGUCUGCUUGGUAUAGUACUAUAAAUGAUUUUUUUUUCCUUUUGUAUUCGUGAGACAUUUUUUUAAAAAUAAAAUUUGCUAAACUUA